AUGGCAUUGUGGGACGAAUGGGGAGUGAGGCAACCUUGCACAGUUCUACAGUUGGAAAACGUUCAAGUCGUGCAAAUUAAAGAGAACGCUAAAUUCGUUAAGCCAGAUUUAGUGUCCGUUCAGAUUGGUUGCACGGAUAAAGAAAAAAAUGUGCCGAGGCCCCAGUUAGGUCAUUUCAAAUCUGCUGGUGUGUCUCCGAAAUGGAAACUGAUCGAGUUUCACGUGACUCAAGACGCUGUUCUGCCUGUUGGCAGAGUCUUCAAAGGUAAAAAGAUGGCGGGCAGAAUGGGUGGAAAUAAUUGUACGGCGAUCAACGCAAGGGUCCUGAAAAUAGAUAAUGCCCUGAAUUUGAUAUAUGUCAAAGGGCCGGUUCCAGGGCACGAUGGUCAAUUUGUUAGGAUCAGGGAUUCCGUGAAUAAAAAAGGUGCCAAGUGUUUUCCACCAGAUUGUAUUCCACCACCUUUUCCCACCGUUGAUCCACAAGUAGAAAAUGUUAUGCCUAGAGAAUUGGUGGCUAAAACUGGUGGCAUUGAUCCCUUUGCUCUGAAAGAGUCAUGA
Messenger RNA from Acaulospora colombiana, 558 nucleotides. The record is from the annotation of a GenBank genome assembly. NCBI's taxonomy places the organism in Eukaryota, Fungi, Glomeromycota, Glomeromycetes, Diversisporales, Acaulosporaceae.